Molecule: messenger RNA, 4700 nt
Organism: Polyodon spathula (Mississippi paddlefish)
Lineage: Eukaryota; Metazoa; Chordata; Actinopteri; Acipenseriformes; Polyodontidae
Product: ceramide transfer protein
Exons: 18
Coding region: 398-2272 (624 amino acids)
Biological process (GO): ER to Golgi ceramide transport
Cellular component (GO): Golgi apparatus
Molecular function (GO): phosphatidylinositol-4-phosphate binding
Source: RefSeq, a predicted model, not a curated record
AGCGCAACGACGCGACACAAGGGAGAGACGUCAGGAAAGAUGGCGUGUGCUUAGGCAAGUCGUUCACCUCCCUGAUUCAGUGCGUUUAAUCCAGGGUCUGGCGAGGAGCGGUAGAAAAACUCACAAGGAUCAAGACUUCGCAGUAAAAGAGUGACUGAACUGGAUUUUUUUUUUGAUUGAAGAAGACAGCUCCUGUCAUAAUAAGCAUUUUUGCUUUAACAAAACCAAACAGGGGGCGGGUUUGGUUAAAUAUUAUUGGCCAGGUGUUUGUAGCUGUUCCAGUUGCCAUCUGUCCAGGGUUGUCACAUAUGCUAAUACGAUAAUAUUAUUAUAAGUAUUGUCUAUUACCACACACUGACGCUGUGUUUACGUUGGUACUAGUUUUUGACGAGUCUCAAUGUCGGACAAUCAGAGUUGGAAUUCUUCGGGUUCCGAGGAAGAUGUCGAAACAGAGUCCGGGGCGCCUGUUGAGCUUUGCGGGGUCCUCAGUAAGUGGACCAACUAUAUCCAUGGAUGGCAGGACCGCUGGGUGGUUUUAAAAAAUAACACCUUGAGUUACUACAAAUCUGAGGAUGAGAGGGAGUUUGGCUGCAGGGGGUCGCUUUGUCUCAGCAAAGCCCUCAUCACGCCCCAUGAGUUUGAUGAGUGUCGGAUUGAUAUCGCUGUCAAUGACAGUGUUUGGUACCUACGUGCUCAAGAUCCAGAGCACAGGCACCAAUGGAUAGACUCUAUAGAACAACACAAGGCAGAGUCUGGCUAUGGCUCGGAGUCAAGCUUACGACGCCACGGAUCCAUGUUGUCUCUCACGUCUGCAGCAAGUAAUUACUCUGCCACGUCCACAUCGUCCUUUAAAAAGGGGCACAGUUUGCGUGAAAAGCUUGCUGAAAUGGAGACGUUCCGAGAUAUUCUUUGCAGGCAGAUUGACACUCUGCAGAAGUACUUUGAUGCCUGUUCCGAUGCCGUUUCCAAAGAUGAGCUCCAGCGAGACAAAGUGGUGGAAGAUGAUGAAGAAGACUUUCCUACAACCCGAUCUGAUGGGGAAUUUCUGCACAAUAAUAACGGCAGCAAAGAGAAAUUAUUCCCAUGUGUAACACCCAAAGAAAUCAAUGGCAUUGACUUUAAAGGAGAAGCUAUAACUUUUAAGGCUACCACUGCUGGUAUACUAUCAACACUCUCACACUGCAUCGACCUCAUGAUGAAACGUGAAGACAGCUGGCAAAAAAGACAUGAUAAGGAAAUGGAAAAGAGAAGGCGAAUAGAGGAUGGGUACAAGAUUGCACUGAAUGAAUUUAAGAAGAAAUCUCACUUUGGCGGCCCUGAUUAUGAGGAAGGUCCAAACAGCCUUAUUAAUGAAGAUGAGUUCUUUGACGCAGUGGAAGCUGCUCUUGACAGGCAAGACAAAAUUGAGGAGCAGUCUCAGUCUGAGAAGGCCAGGAUACACCGGCCCACCGCAGUGCCUUCUGGGGAUGCCUAUACGACGGUUGGCACCUACAGAUUUGCCCAGCAGAACUAUAGUCGCUCUCCCUCCAUGUCUUCCAUUGAUCUAGUCAGUGCCUCUGAUGAUGUUCACAGAUUCAGCACCCAGGUGGAGGAAAUGGUUAAGAAUCACAUGACCUACUCUUUGCAAGAUGAUGGAGGGGAUGCCAACUGGCAGCUGGUGGUAGAAGAGGGAGAAAUGAAGGUGUACAGGAGAGAGGUGGAAGAAAAUGGAAUUGUGUUGGACCCUCUAAAAGCAACCCAUGUCGUCAAAGGGGUCACCGGGCAUGAAGUCUGCCAUUAUUUUUGGAAUGUUGAUUUCCGUAAUGAUUGGGAAACAACUGUUGAAAACUUUAAAUUGGUAGAAAGAUUGUCAGACAACGCAGUCAUCAUCUAUCAGACACACAAGAGGGUUUGGCCUGCCUCUCAAAGAGACGUGCUCUAUUUAUCAGCAAUCCGGAAAAUUAUUUCUAACAAUGAAAACGACCCUGACACAUGGACUGUCUGCAAUUUCUCUGUAGAUCAUGAAAAUGCCCCCCUCACCAACAGAUGUGUGCGUGCCAAAAUCAACAUAGCACUGAUUUGUCAAACACUAGUGAGUCCACCAGAGGGCGACAAAGAGAUCUGUAGAGACAACAUCUUGUGCAAGAUUACCUACGUUGCAAAUGUGAAUCCUGGUGGCUGGGCACCUGCAUCAGUCCUCAGAGCUGUGGCAAAGAGAGAGUAUCCCAAAUUCCUAAAGCGUUUUACAUCAUACGUCCAGGAGAAAACUGCUGGAAAGCCUAUUCUUUUCUAAUGUUUGGAGUGUUUUGCCAAGUCCCUUGUGUGCUUUGCUCCAGUGAUUUGAAACAGGCUCUGUUCACAUUCCAUACCUGGAGGAAUCCGCUGCAGCUGAAGCGCCUGCAAGAACCUCAGGUCUGCAGUUGUAAUGAAGACCAUUCAGCAGCGAUCGCGCCUUCAAGCUAGUAACGUCAGGAACACAGCAGCCUUGUGACCACAAUAUACAACACUAGUACUCUGAUAACUUCUCUUCUGCAUCAGUGUGUUAUACUAAAUACAUCUGUAUGGCUGUCAUUUAUGUUGCUCUUGUGGGGAAGAUACACAAUCAGACAUUUGAUUUUACAAACUGUGGUUUAAUGGCUUUAAUUAAUAAAUGACUUACACAGAUGUUGCUAUAGACCUGCAGUAAUAGCCAAAAAUAUUGUUUUACAAAAAAUUAUUAUAUUAAGUUUAUAUCGUCAUGUUGGAGGUCUAAAGUAAGUGGUGGUGGUGGUUGUUCUUUUGGUCUUGCUUUUUGUAAACGUCCAAAUAUGUUUGUUUGUUUUUACUUGCUAUGUAUAAUCACUGAUCUUCAUGCUGCUAAUUGUUUCUUAAACAGUCGUCUUGUUUGUAAUACCUGUUGAGGGCUGUGAGUGACCUCGGACCUUGCCUUUUCACUCUGUGGCUCUCCUAUGAAGAACGCUAGUUCUGAUGGACUAAGAGUUUGAAAAGCUUGAUUUCUAUUUGUUCUCCUUUUUCAGAUCUCUAUAUUUCUACUGUAUUUUUAGUUGUAUCUGUGUUAUACAAAUGUGUUGGGAUUUAAAACAAAAAAAAUGUAAGUUAAAAAUAUCAGCUGGCAGGAGGGAUGGCUUGAAUCUAAUUUGUGAACAAUGAUGGUGCAAGUCAUGCAGUACAGCCAUGCCAUCCAGAAAGCAGACCUGUAUUAUAAGUUGAGCAAUAAUUAGUUUGGCCUUGAUAAAAGCCUCCCAAGUCUAAAACUAAUUGAUGUAAGUACAUUAUUUAGUCCUAGUAGAUUACAUUUUAUUCAUUGGGAAAUAAUGGGAAAUUAGCACCUUUUAUUCUAAACACAUAACCCCACCCCUUCCUUAUGCCAGUACAUCUAUGAUUAAUUAGUCAGCUGCAUUGUACAAAAUUGAUGGAGAUUUUUAAAAGUUCCCUAGUUUGCUGUGUUGCAAGAUCCACAUCCAGCUUUGUCUAGUGGCAUGUCAUUUUGUAAAAACUUCAUGUUGAAGAAAUUCUUUUUUUUUUUUUUUUCGUGCACCACCAGAGAAGUGUCUCCAUCUUAAUAUUAGCAGGGCAUGUGUUUUUAUCAAUGGGACUGCUGCCAAAACAGGAGAAACAAACUUUGUAAGAUAGGAUUAACAUAUUGUAGAAAUGUACAUUUAUACUUUGCAUCUCAGACAAACAUUUCACUAGCAAUUUUAUAUCUGACUGGUUAUUUUAUAAGUUUUUUUUUUUUUUUUUUUUUUUUUUUUUUUUUUGCAAUUAACAAGAACAGCCCAAGUGGACAUACCGUUUCUUCUGCAUAGCUAGUAACGAUUGGAUCCUAAACCCCCAAAAAAUCCAAGUGGAAUGUUAAACCUAUUAAUACCUGUAGGGUCAGGCAAGAGGAUUUUUCCAAAACCAAUCAUUUAGGUUGUUUUGAUCUUAAAAAUAAAGAUGUAAAAAUGUUUGGGAAGUUUACAGGGAAUGUGUAUAUCUGAUGGUGUUCUAAUUAGUUGCAGUUGCACUAAAUGUGAUGUAAUUUUGAAAUGUUCUGUAAAUAAAAUGAUUACACUAAAGAAGCCUUUGUAAUGAUAAAUCAUACUGUUUAAAUGUAUGACAGUCCAGUGCCAUGGCUCCAGUGAGGUCAGCCUUGGCCAGUGCAGUGCAACCAGUGAACCAUUUUAUUUUUUAUUUUUUUUGGUAAGGCAUUGAUAGACUAGAAAGCAGCAACAGAGCAAGACUCAGUCCACAUGGAGAAUACAUAUAAAUGGGAUAUUCCUCUGAUUGUUGAUACUGUCUCCAUUCUGGAUUUGAUUCUCCAUUAUUACACAUGCACUGGCCAGUUCUCAAGAAUACUUUCACCAAUCGUAAACUCAUCAGUCUGAGCUGAUUUAUUUGACAGUGGGUUGCUGAUAUCCUGUAAUCUUGUACAGCUGACCAGUAAAGUUUAUUCACCAAAUGUGUACAUUGAUUUGCCUUUCUCUUCCCACACAUUUGAGGUGAAAUGUUGCUCGAAGUACUUUUGGCAGUGUAUAGUGUACUGUUGUGUUAUAGACUCUUUAUAAAAUUAGUUAAACUAUAGAAAUGUUGUUAGCUCUUGUGACAAUGGUAUGGAUCUGUACAAAAUAUGUUUAAAGCAAAUAUGAUUGAGAACAAAAAAGAAAAUCAUUUACAAAGAGUUUGCCUCUUCCAUGUUAUUGUCUCAAAUUAAAAUCCAGUAUUUAAAGUAAUUAAAAUAA